AUGUCGCCUUCUGCGGUUGCUUUGGAGAUACAGGGUAUCGAUAUUACUUCAACACUCAAAAAUUCCAAUUCAACGUCUGUUAAAGCGCCAGCUCCAGCGAUCAUCGAGAUUAAGGCAAAUGGCUAUGCAGUAGAUCUUAAUACAUCCUCUGUACCAUUCCGACCUGUUCCUCAGCCUAGCUUUGAGAUCGAAGAUCACCCAAUAGAUAUUAUCAAACCUCUAAAGGUUGCGGUCAUUGGUGCUGGUCUUGCUGGAAUCAACGCAGGAAUACUCCUUCCCGCCAAGGUACCCGGUAUUCAGCUUACAAUAUUUGAGAAAAACGCCGACGUUGGUGGUACUUGGGUUGAGAAUAUCUAUCCGGGCGUUCGUUGUGAUAUACCUGCCAAUGUAUAUCAAUCGACUUUCGAGCCUAAUACACAAUGGUCUGAAGAAUAUGCGCAAGGAAAAGAAAUCAGAGAAUACUGGCAGAAGGUUGCACGAAAGUACAAAGUAUACGACUACCUCAAAUUCAACCGCAAGAUUGUUGGUGCAGUUUGGAAUGAGGGAAAUGCACAAUGGACUUUGAGUGUCGAGAAUCGAGAGAACGGAGAGAAGCUUGAGGAAGGAUUUGACGUAGUAAUUACGGCAAUCGGUAGAUUCAAUGCUUGGAAGCUACCAGAUUAUCCCGGUAUUGGCGAUUACAAGGGGCAUCUACGCCAUUCGUCGAACUGGGAUCCCAAUUUCGAUCCUACUGGCAAGACCGUUGCUGUUCUUGGAAAUGGUGCUAGCGGAUUGCAAGUCGUUCCAAAUCUUCAGAAAGUCGUUAAACAUUUAGAUCAUUAUGCACGCAGUAAGACUUGGAUUGCGGGAUCUUUUGGUGGUGAAGGAGAGGGUAGAACAUUGGAACCAAAAUAUUUUUCUCAAGAUGUCCUAAAAUCAUUCGAGGAUCCUGACACUUAUCAUAAGUUUCGAAAAGAGCUCGAGAGCAAGUUCUAUACUCGAUUUGCCACUUUGUUCAAAGGUACAGAGGAUAACAAGAAGCUUGAGGAGGAUUUCCGAACAUUGAUGGCAGAACGUUUGAAGAAGAAGCCAGAAUUAUUGGAUGAAAUUGUUCCUGAUUUCGCACCAAAUUGUCGUCGAUUGACGCCUGGGCCUGGUUAUCUCGAGGCUCUGACUGAAGAAAACGUCUCCUUCAUUCGAACUCCUAUUGAAAGAUUCACUGAGGAAGGCAUUGUUACGACCGAUGGUGUUGAACGAAAGGUCGAUGCAAUAAUAUGCUCUACAGGAGCAAACAUUGAUAUGCGACCACCAUUCCCCAUUACUGCCUUUGGCCACGAUUUGGGCGAUGCAUGGGAUCCUGAUCCUCUUACAUAUCUUGGAGUCGCAUCGCCUUCCUUUCCUAACCUUCUUUUUGUCUCCGGACCCAAUGCUCAUGGGACUAGUGGCACUGUUCCAAAUCAAACCGAAACCCAAAUAACUUACUUGGCAAAGUUGCUGCGAAAGAUUAGCCAGCAGAGUAUCAAAACCUUCGUUCCUUCAAAAGACGCGACAAAUGAUUUUAUCGCUUACAGUGACGCUUUCUUCCCCAGAACAGUAUGGACAGACAAUUGCAAGUCUUGGGGAAACUCAGGUAGACCAGGAGGAAGAAUCCAGGGACACUGGCCUGGAAGUGCAUCGCAUGUUAAUUUCAUAAGAAAAGAUCCCAGAUGGGAAGAUUGGGAAUAUACUUAUAAGUCCAAGACUGGAAAUCGUUUUGCAUAUUUGGGGAAUGGUUGGACAGUAAGAGAAACGAUUGCGAAUAGCGAUAUGACGCCAUAUCUCAAGCGUUCGGAUCAGGUAGAUCUGAGAAGUUAUCAUGAAGAAUGGUUUGAAGGUUUAUAG
Sclerotinia borealis F-4128 is the source of this 1860-nucleotide messenger RNA. The record is from the annotation of a GenBank genome assembly. Lineage: Eukaryota; Fungi; Ascomycota; Leotiomycetes; Helotiales; Sclerotiniaceae.